AUGAGUAAGAAAUGCUUUCUGUGCAAGAGCAGCGAGGACAACGAGCUGCUUUUUGGGAAAUUUUACUCCAAAUGGAAGCUGACCGUUCAUUACUAUUGCCUGCUCCUAUCUUCAAAUCUGGUGCAGAGAGGCAGCAAUGACACGGUUGGAAUUUUCGGUUUUUUAGAAUCGGACAUCCGUAAGGAGAACGAGCGGACAAAGAAAUGCCGCUGUUAUAUCUGCAAGGAUAUGCAUGCAAAUGUAUCUUGCUGUUCGAAGAAAUGUUUACGAACAUUUCACACGGCGUGUGGCAUCAUGAACGGUUGUUUGUCCCACUAUACGGACACGUACCAGUCGUGGUGCUCUGCGCACGUACCACUCGAGCCGGACAGCAGUCCGCACACAAGUGUAGAACCGUGCUCGAUAUGCUACGAUGAGAUGGGCCAGUACGAUGUGAUCACUUCCAUAAAGGCUCCGUGCUGCCGAAACGGAUGGUUUCAUAAAGGCUGCGUUGCACAAUACGCCCAAUCUGCUGGAUAUUUCUUCAAGUGUCCGCUGUGCAAAAAUGAGGAUAAAUUCUUGGCCGAGAUUCCAUUGCGCGGCGUGUUUGUGCCUGAGCGUGAUGCUGCCUGGGAGCUGGAACCGAACGCAUUUCAGGAGCAGCUGCAGCGGCCUACGGAUUGUGAUGCGGUGGAUUGUAAGUGCCAGGAAGGAAGAAGUGUAAACAACCGUGAAUGGCGACUGGCAGUUUGUGGAUCUUGUGGUUCGACAUGCCGGCACUGGCAGUGCAUGGAGCAGCCGGUCGAGAGCCCUGUAGUCUACCUUUGCCAGUUUUGUCGGCCAAUACUCGGAGACCGCGUGAAAUUGCUGGAAAUAACCGAUGGCAGUGAUGAUAGCAGCGACGACGAUAUAGCUUCUACGUCUUCGUCCACGUCACUCGACAGAACGUUGUCGGGCCGGGCAAGGAGAAAUCUCUCCAGUGCACGUUACGGGGAGUCCGGUGCCUACAAUUCGAGCAGCGAUGAAACGCUUGGCAACAUCCGUUGCUUAGUCAAUUCUAGAAGAACCAUAUCAGAUAAUUCGGAUUGUGAGGGAUCUGAUGGGAGUUCCGUUGAAAUCAGGCGAUGUAUCCGACAAAACACGGGCAAGCGUGUGCGUCGUUUGCUAUCUGAUGGAUCGGAGAAUGAGAAAAGCCCUAUCCCAUCGCCUUCUGAUGAUCUGUUAAGAGCGGAUGUCUGCAAACGGUUGGAAGGUGGUAAUUCAGAAUCAUCCGGUGCGCUUGUUCCGAUGCAUCCUGAUCGCCCAUCACCGACGGGAGAGACGGAUGAAAAUUCAUGUUCAUCUAGUAGAUUGAUGGCUGCAGUAAGAAGAACAAGACAGCUUACAAGAAGACUAUCGUCGCUAAGCGAUUCCAGUAAACGAUCGACAAGCGAUGCCAACAUGGAUGAAAGUGGACUCAAAAGUAAGACGUCGCGCCGACCCAUAAUUUAUUCGUCAUCUGAUGAUUCUGAAAAAGUGUCGGAAGGGGAAGCACAUAAUUCUAACAAGAUCGAUGAUUCCCCGGCGGGUAAGGAACGCAAUGCUACUCGCCAACAGGAAAACAAACCGUCACCUCCAGCCAAAAUCCGUAGACUAAGACUUUCAUCUUCGUCGGAUGACUUCGACAAUAGAUCGGAAAGCAAAACAAACAAGUUGGAUGCGUUCGAUGGUCCGUUGAUAUGUUCACAGCACCAUACUACAUCCCCACCGACCAACAAAGCGAGCCUUCGUUCAACCAGAAGAAAGGAUGCAUCAACAUUAGUCAGCCGCACCACAGAAGCAAUGAACAAUACCAAAAGCGCACAGGAAACAAAUAGUUCUUGUAAUGAGGAAAUAUCAAAACGGUGGGACGACAAUUCAAACACCGGUACGGUAUUAGUGGGCGAAAGUCGAUCACCACCGGUAAGCGAGAAGAGUGAGAAUGCAAACGCGUCUGAUACGUCGCUGGAAAACGUAACAGCAGCAACGAGGCGCACGAGACAACUAACCAGAAGGCUGUCGGUGAGUGAAGCCGGAAAACGUUCCACCAGUGAGAGCAGCAUGGACAUAACAAGGCCGAAACGCACACGCACAGUUCGAAUCGCUACCCUUUUCGAUGAUCCAGACAAACAAACGGAAGAUUCCGAAAGUGGGUCCACGGAUAACCAUGAUUUUGCACCACAGAACAAACGACGCCGAGUUAUCCGGGAACAAUGCAACAAAGCGAAUCCGUGCGCUACUACUACGAAUCGGCGCAAGACAUCAUCGAUUAGCCCACCAAGUACACCAUCAUCACUUGCCUCGGAUUCUUCGCAACCGUCGGAUGCAAGUAACAGCGAUGACAACAAAUCCGGCACCAUUGAGAAUGGAAAACAAACUGGCAGCGAUACGUUAAAUCUGCAGCAGCGAUCAAUGUUACAGUUCCUCACGUGUUCCGCCAGCAAAUCGGCCACAACUUCGGGCAGUAGCGAUCAGUCGAUGGAGGAGACAGUUUCAGCAUCCCCCUGGUCACGAUUUGGGAGUAGCAACAAGAUUGUUAGUGAGAUUAGUCCGAUUAGUUCCAACCGCGCUGCUACAACAGCUAAGCGAAGGCGAACGCGUUCUCAUAAAAAGUCCAACAAAGUCUGCUCCAGCAAUAAAAAACAAACAGGAUCAUCACCGUCAUCGAGUCAUGCAGAUUCGGCACAACAAACCACACAAAAAGACAACAUCGUACACAAGGAUAAAGGACAGAAGAACAUACUAGAUUACUUCAAUCGUUACUAA
Molecule: messenger RNA, 2763 nt
Organism: Anopheles marshallii
Lineage: Eukaryota; Metazoa; Arthropoda; Insecta; Diptera; Culicidae
Exons: 3
Coding region: 1-2763 (920 amino acids)
Cellular component (GO): nucleus
Source: RefSeq, a predicted model, not a curated record